This is a messenger RNA of Pimephales promelas (fathead minnow), 823 nucleotides long. RefSeq names its product glycolipid transfer protein-like. Gene Ontology annotation, molecular function: ceramide 1-phosphate transfer activity; ceramide 1-phosphate binding. Gene Ontology annotation, cellular component: membrane; cytoplasm; cytosol. Gene Ontology annotation, biological process: intermembrane lipid transfer; ceramide transport. Lineage: Eukaryota; Metazoa; Chordata; Actinopteri; Cypriniformes; Leuciscidae. The record is from RefSeq and is a predicted model, not a curated record.
UUACUUCCUGCUCACCAUUUCAUUUAGUCUCAAAUGAAAAAUGCUUGGCAUUGAACUCGCCAGAGAUCGCCCAAAAAAAAGUAUAUUUAUAAUUUGUUCAUCACUGACCAUUUAAAAACAUACUUUACUUUAUCAUCAGCUUUACUUCCUGCUCACUAUACUUUACUUCCUGCUCAUUACUUUACUUCCUCCCAGUCACACAUUUUGUCUGAUCUAAGACUGGCCUUGGACUGUGGAUUACUAACUUUUCUACUUACCUGAAUGAUUUAACUUCUGAGAUUUCUCCAAGAUCCUGUCUUCUACAUCACUCUCUGUUUUUCAAGGGAAUGUUGGAGGUUUUUGGGAAAUGCAGCCAACCAGUUUGUUUCCAUGGUGACGGCGAGUGGCUUCCUGUCCUGGAGCUUGGCUUCCCUAGCCCGGAGAGAGGUCUGCGGUUCAUUCAGGUUUUACUGCAAAGUCUAGUGGAUGGGGAGAGAGAUGAGGACAAUCCCAAUCUUAUCCGCAUCAAUAUCACUAAAGCUUAUGACCGAGCCCUCAAGAGGCAUCACGGCUGGAUUGUCCAGAAAACGUUUUCAAGGCCGCCCAAUACGCUGCGCCAUGCAGGUCCGAUUUCCUUAAAGCUUUAGCCAAGGAUCAAGAAGUUGCCGAGGAGGAAUGCUUAAGGAAAGUUUGCCAGUUCUUGAUAAACUUCACUGCAACUGUAGAUGCCAUUUAUGAAAUGUAUUCUGCCAUGAAUGCUGAACUGGACUACUUAGUUUGAAACAUCCUUUAAAGAUGAAGCAGUACAGUGUAUUCCUCUUUAAUUCUGCACAGUUUUCAUACU